This is a messenger RNA of Anthostomella pinea, 1686 nucleotides long. Lineage: Eukaryota; Fungi; Ascomycota; Sordariomycetes; Xylariales; Xylariaceae. The record is from the annotation of a GenBank genome assembly.
AUGCUCUCCAACAAAGCCGCUUCCGCCAUCGUGGCACUCGCCAGUGGCGUACUGGCCUUGCCUUCUGCCGUGCCCAUGACCCUAUUCGAGUCGGUCAGAUCUGCUCCCAGCGCCUGGAGCCAGGUUGGCACUGCUCCCAAGGACGAGGUCUUCGAGCUCCGCAUCUAUCUUGCCAAGCAGAACGUAGCCGAGUUCCAAGAACUGGCUUUGAACAUCGCUACCCCUGGUCAUGAGCAGUACGGAAAGCACUUGUCCCUCACCCAGAUCGAUGCCAUCGUCGCCCCCAAAGCCGAGUCCAAAGAUCUCGUGUUCCAAUGGCUUGGAAACCACAGCCUUGCGGACGGUGCUACUGUCAAUGCUCGUGGAAAUGUCGUCCUCGUCAACGUCACCAUCAGCCAAGCUGAGCAGCUUCUUGCAGCCGAGUACAACAGCUACACCAAUGCUGAGACCCAGGAGACUCGGUCCAGAGCCCUCGAGGUCAACAUCCCUGUGGCUCUUGACGGUCACAUUAGUAUGAUGCAGCCAACAACCUUCUUCGGGUUCCAAGGUCUCCAACCCAAGGUUCAUCCCAAGUCAGACAUCAGCCCCGAGGUGACCUACACCACACCGACUACCUUGGCCGCACUGUACGGGUUCAGUGGCGUCAAGACUCUGACGAGCGGCAUCAUGGGGAUCGGGGGUUUCAUCGGACAAUGGUCCAGCACAUCUGACCUGAAAACCUUCCUGACCAAGUUCGUCAUCAAGGGUUUCGCCAACACGGGCCAGAGCUACACCUGCGACACCAUCAACAGCGGCAAGUGCCCGACCAGCCCCUCGGGUUCCAACAUCGGGAUCGAGGCCAACCUGGACGUGCAGUACGCGCGCGCCAUCACGAGCGACAUCCCCAACGUCUUCUACUCGGUCGGCGGCAACGACGACUCCAUAUACGAGUACCUCUCCACCUACAUCCUGGGUCUCGACGACGAUGCGCGCCCCAACGUCAUCUCCAUCUCGUACGGCGGCGACGAGAGCGCCGUCGCCCUGAGCGUCGCCACGGCCACCUGCGACGACUUCGCCGAGCUCGGCUCCGCCGGCGUGUCCGUCCUGUUCGCCUCGGGCGACUCGGGCGUCGGCACCGGCUGCACCAUCGACGGCGCCAAGGCGUACCAGCCCGACUUCCCGGGCGGGUGCCCUUGGGUGACCAUGGUCGGCGGCACGACCGGGACGACGACCGAGUCGGCCUGGACCGACGGCGGCGGCGGCUUCUCCAACGUCUUUGGCCGCCCCGCGUGGCAGGACGACGUCGUCAGUUUGUGGCUCGACAGCAACACCGACGGCAACACGCAGUACUACAACGCGAGCGGCCGCGCCUACCCCGAUGUCGCUGCUGCCGCCACGUACUUCGAGAUCGUCGUCGGAGGCGCCACCGAGGCCGUCGACGGGACUUCCUGCGCCGCGCCCACGUUCUCCAGUGUCAUCCAGCUGGUCAACUCCCAACGUCUCGACGCGGGUCUGGCCCCGUUGGGCUUCUUGAACCCCUGGCUGUACGGGGACGCGGCCUCCGCCUUGAACGACAUUACCAGUGGCAGCAUUGGCGGCUGUACUGCCCUCGACGGUGGGUUCAGCGCUGUCAAGGGCUGGGAUCCUGCUACCGGACUCGGCAGCCCGAACUACCCGAAGCUUCUGACAGCCGGUCUGGCCGCCUAA